Messenger RNA from Chinchilla lanigera (long-tailed chinchilla), 3191 nucleotides. RefSeq names its product cullin 1 (gene Cul1). Lineage: Eukaryota; Metazoa; Chordata; Mammalia; Rodentia; Chinchillidae. The transcript is spliced from 20 exons. Gene Ontology annotation, biological process: protein ubiquitination; SCF-dependent proteasomal ubiquitin-dependent protein catabolic process. Gene Ontology annotation, molecular function: ubiquitin protein ligase binding. Gene Ontology annotation, cellular component: SCF ubiquitin ligase complex. The record is from RefSeq and is a predicted model, not a curated record. Bases 162 to 2762 code for a protein of 866 amino acids.
GUUUGCCUGCAAUGAGAUCUCAUUCUCUACACUUAAAGGACAUCCUUUCUUAGCUGCUGUGAAUAAAUCUGGGAUGAUACUGUAUAUUUUCAACUAAUGGCGAAUUAGCUGCGUCUUGACUAAGGAUUGCUGUACUGGACAACUUCCGAACAUUACUCACGAUGUCAUCAAGCAGGAGUCAGAAUCCCCAUGGACUGAAGCAGAUUGGCCUCGACCAGAUCUGGGAUGACCUCCGAGCUGGAAUUCAGCAAGUUUAUACCAGACAGAGUAUGGCCAAGUCCCGAUACAUGGAACUCUACACCCAUGUUUAUAACUACUGCACUAGCGUACACCAGUCCAACCAAGCCCGGGGAGCUGGAGUGCCGCCUUCUAAAUCAAAAAAGGGACAGACGCCCGGAGGAGCCCAGUUUGUUGGCUUGGAAUUGUACAAACGACUUAAGGAAUUUUUGAAGAAUUACUUGACAAAUCUUCUUAAGGAUGGAGAAGAUUUGAUGGAUGAGAGUGUACUCAAGUUCUACACCCAGCAGUGGGAAGAUUACCGAUUUUCAAGCAAAGUGCUGAAUGGAAUUUGUGCCUACCUCAAUAGACAUUGGGUUCGCCGUGAAUGUGAUGAAGGAAGGAAAGGAAUAUAUGAAAUCUAUUCACUUGCAUUGGUAACUUGGAGAGAUUGUCUAUUCAGGCCAUUGAAUAAACAGGUAACAAAUGCUGUUUUAAAACUGAUUGAGAAGGAAAGAAAUGGUGAGACCAUCAAUACAAGACUGAUUAGUGGAGUUGUACAGUCUUAUGUGGAAUUGGGGCUGAAUGAAGAUGAUGCAUUUGCAAAGGGCCCUACGUUAACAGUGUAUAAAGAAUCCUUUGAAUCUCAAUUUUUGGCUGACACAGAGAGAUUUUAUACCAGAGAGAGUACUGAAUUCUUGCAGCAGAACCCAGUUACUGAAUAUAUGAAAAAGGCAGAGGCUCGUCUGCUGGAGGAGCAGAGGAGAGUCCAGGUCUAUCUGCAUGAGAGCACACAGGAUGAGCUGGCCCGGAAGUGCGAGCAGGUCCUCAUCGAGAAGCACCUGGAAAUUUUCCACACGGAGUUCCAGAACUUGUUGGAUGCUGACAAGAACGAAGACUUGGGGCGCAUGUAUAAUCUUGUAUCUCGAAUCCAGGAUGGCCUGGGAGAAUUGAAAAAGCUGCUGGAGACGCACAUUCAUAACCAGGGUCUCGCGGCGAUUGAGAAGUGUGGAGAAGCUGCUCUGAACGACCCCAAAAUGUAUGUACAGACAGUGCUAGAUGUUCAUAAAAAGUACAACGCUCUGGUGAUGUCGGCCUUCAACAACGACGCCGGCUUCGUGGCUGCGCUGGACAAGGCUUGCGGUCGCUUCAUCAACAACAACGCGGUGACCAAAAUGGCCCAGUCGUCCAGUAAAUCUCCUGAGUUGCUGGCUCGGUAUUGUGAUUCCUUGUUGAAGAAAAGUUCCAAGAACCCAGAAGAAGCAGAACUGGAAGACACACUCAAUCAAGUGAUGGUUGUCUUCAAGUACAUCGAGGACAAAGACGUGUUCCAGAAGUUCUACGCGAAGAUGCUGGCCAAGAGGCUGGUGCACCAGAACAGCGCGAGUGACGAUGCUGAGGCCAGCAUGAUCUCCAAGCUGAAGCAAGCUUGUGGUUUUGAGUAUACCUCCAAACUUCAGCGGAUGUUCCAGGACAUCGGCGUAAGCAAAGAUUUGAACGAGCAGUUCAAAAAGCACCUGACGAAUUCGGAACCCCUGGACCUGGAUUUCAGUAUCCAAGUCCUGAGCUCUGGGUCGUGGCCCUUUCAGCAGUCGUGCACGUUCGCCUUGCCGUCCGAGCUGGAGCGCAGCUAUCAGCGAUUCACAGCUUUCUAUGCCAGCCGGCACAGCGGCAGAAAAUUGACCUGGUUAUAUCAGCUGUCCAAAGGAGAGCUGGUGACGAACUGCUUCAAAAACAGAUACACUUUGCAGGCGUCCACCUUCCAGAUGGCCAUCCUGCUGCAGUACAACUCGGAGGACGCCUACACCGUGCAGCAGCUGACGGACAGCACGCAGAUCAAAAUGGUAGGCCCGCCGCAGGUCCCGCGCCUGAGCACGCCGCCGCUUCCGGCCCUCGCGGACGCGGGCGGGAGGUGUGGGGAGGGAACUGGUGUCUGCGUGUCACCUGCUCUGCUCCGCCAAAACCCGCAGAGGCCUCGCAGCUGGAGCUUGAACCAGACUUGUUUCCGCGCCACACAGGCUGGCGUGGGCCCUUCCCCGGCCACAGGGGCUCGGGGCCGGCUGAGGAGGUGGGGGGGCCUGUUGUCACGCCGGCGAGAUGAGAGGACAGCUGCGGGUGGCCGCAGCCGCGCCCAAGGUGUGGGAAGGGUGGCAUCUGCAGCUGUCCCAGAGGCCACUGCUCACUUCUCGCGUUCGAGUCCCUUGGCGCACCGGGCCGCUCCCGUCCUCUCCGCGCCCUGCCCUCCCCUGCCUGAGACGUCCGCAGUCUGGGCCCGAGGCCCCACUCGGAGGCGGCCGAGGCCGUCCGGGCGGCGGGCAGCCUGCGCCCCGCUCAGCCGGCCCGUUCUGCAGGCGGCCAUCGUGCGCAUCAUGAAGAUGAGGAAGGUCCUGAAGCACCAGCAGCUCCUCGGCGAGGUCCUCACCCAGCUGUCCUCCCGGUUCAAGCCCCGGGUGCCGGUGAUCAAGAAAUGCAUCGACAUUCUGAUCGAGAAGGAAUAUUUAGAGCGAGUGGAUGGGGAGAAGGACACCUACAGCUACUUGGCCUGACCUCGAGGAGGGUCUGAGCGGCCCGGCAGGUGGGCUGGCGGGAGAGCAGGGACAGCUCGCCAAGCAGCCGCCUGCCGCAUGCAGACCUUUUUAACUCUGAGACCAGGAGCCACCACUGGCCUCAGCCUCCCAGCAGAACUGCUCAGGACUGAUACAUUUCAAGUCUGUACAUACGGACACCGACGCCAUUUAACCUAACUUAAGAACAGAGGGCUGACCCUGCGCGAGGGCUGCAUGCUACUGCAUCUAAAUCAAUACAUCGGCCACCUGUCUGCGCUGUCGUCGGGCAGCGCCUGCAACGUCGGCAGCACUUUGGAGGAAGUCUGAACGGACCCGCGUGUAAUCUGCUAUGGAAACCAUUUGUAUAGUGUGUUUCAUUUUUUAAUGUGUGAAAAUAAAGAAAAUUAAAGGAUUUCUGUACAAGUCGCA